AAAUGGGUCCAGCCUAAAACAAUCGGCCAUUGGUGUGUUCUGAGGGUAUUUUAUAUAUAACCGCAACCCUAGAUUUGAUUUUUGUUUCGCUUUCAUCGAGAAAAAGAGCACAGUUACAAGAGGGCAGCAGACAAAGCAACCACGACUCAUAUAAAAACAAAUUAGAGGAGCGGCAGCAGCAGCACGCACAAACACACACACUCUCUCCCAUUUCUCUGUUGACAGGGUUAAUUAUUCAUCUGCUUGUUCUUCGUCCUCAGUCCUAAUACAGUCAAUCAAAUGUUCCGCGGAAAAAAACUCAAGACUUCUCCUAAGGUUGCCGGAAAACCGGAUAAACCUGACUUUCUCGACGGAUUACCCGACGAUCUCGCCGUUUAUAUCCUUUGCAAGCUUAGCUCCUCCGCUUCUUGUCCCUCGGAUUUCAUCAACGUCCUCUUAACAUGCAAAAGAUUGAACCAUUUAGCUCUUCAUCCAUUUGUUUUAUCAAAAGCCGGUACGAAUACACUUGCAAUCAGAGCAAAGAACUGGUCAGAUUCGGCGCACCGUUUCCUCAAACUCUGUAUUAACGCCGGCAACACCGACGCCGCCUACGCUCUUGGCAUGAUCCGAUUUUACUGUUUACAAAACCAAGGGAGUGGAACCUCUUUAAUGGCUAAGGCUGCUAUUAAAUCACACGUGUCGGCGCUUUAUUCUCUCUCCGUGAUACAAUUUAACGGCAGCGGUGCUUCUAGAAAUGAGAAAGAUCUCCGAGCCGGCGUUGCGCUGUGCGCUCGAGCUGCUUUACUCGGCCAUAUCGAUGCCGUACGUGAGCUUGGUCAUUGCCUUCAAGACGGCUACGGCGUGCGGCAAAACAUCCUCAAAGGUCGGCGAUUAUUAGUCGAGGCUAACGCACGUGAAUUCAUGCAAUCCUUACCUUUACCUCUGGCGCGGACAAAUCAUCCCAAACGUUUGCAUUGCGGUUCAACUACUUGGGGCUGUCCGUUGUUAAGUGAUUUCGGAUAUAAUGUGGGCGCGCCGGAGAUGCACCCGGUGAACAGGUUUUUAAAAGAAUGGUUCGAGUCGGGCAAGGGUGAGUUAGCCCCCGGGUUAAGGUUGUGUUCGCAUAGCGGGUGCGGUCGACCCGAGACACGUCCACACGAGUUUCGAAGGUGUUCCGCCUGUGGGACCGUGAAUUAUUGUUCUAGAGGAUGUCAAGCCCUUGAUUGGAAGUUGAGACACAAGAUGGAAUGUGUGCCGAUGGAUCGGUGGAUUAUCGAGGAUGACGGUCAUGGGGUCGCAGGAAUGGUGGAGAUGGUGGGACCCGGGAACGUGGGGCCCGUGUGAUGGUAGGCAUUAGCAAGCAAAUUUUAGUUUGAGGUCGGGAUGUGAUGUUAAUUUUAUUUUAUCCUGUUUUAUAUUACUUAUUGUGUAAAUAAUUAAAAAAAAAAAAGAUUUUGGGAUUGAAAUUGAUUGUGUACCACAAAAGAAACGGCGCCGGCGGGAUAAGUUUUUGGAAAAAAUAUUUUCCAUUUGUUGACUAAGUAUAUCAGAAAAUCUUAAAUCUAAUAAAUAUAUCUUAUUAGAUAUUUUCUGGAA
Mangifera indica (mango) is the source of this 1575-nucleotide messenger RNA. Its product is annotated as F-box protein At5g50450. NCBI's taxonomy places the organism in Eukaryota, Viridiplantae, Streptophyta, Magnoliopsida, Sapindales, Anacardiaceae. Gene Ontology annotation, molecular function: protein binding. The coding region runs from base 280 to 1323 and encodes 347 amino acids. The record is from RefSeq and is a predicted model, not a curated record. The transcript is spliced from 3 exons.